AUGCGUACAUCCUUUAUUGGUUUCCUCGUCGUUUUUGCUGGUGCCCAUCAGCUGAUUUCUGCAGCCGACUGCGAAAAUCCACCCUACGGACGUUGCGGCGGUAAGGGAUUUGAAGGCAAUGAGUGCUGUACCGAAGGCUAUGAGUGCACGGUGCAAAAUGAUUACUAUUCGCAAUGCGUUCCUGUUGACAAUGCCAAAUCAGAUUGCUCCAAGGCUUAUGAACAAUGCGGUGGCAAGUCAUUCACCGGCUCCAAGUGCUGUGUCGAUGGCUUCAAGUGUGUCAAGGCGAAUGCAUGGUAUUCACAAUGCUUGCCUAAAUAUCAAUGGGGAUCUUCCUCCGCUGCUGCUGCUUCUUCUGAUGCUGGUCAUGAGAACUCCAACAACGCUGAAUCCACCACCGAAGCUAAGCCUACUGCUACUAGCACUUCAUCUGCUUCUGAAAAGCAGCCUCAGCCUACCACCACUGUAUCGACCACUGAAGAUGACACCAAGCCCACUACCACUACCACUGUCGAAAGCAACAACAAGGAAACGGCUACUACAACCACUACUACAUCAGCUUCUUCCCCUUCAUCAUCAUCCAGCAGCUCCAAUUACAAGGCAAUCUCUGGUGGUGCUUCAGGUGAAGGCCACACUACUCGCUAUUGGGAUUGCUGCAAAGCAUCAUGCAGUUGGCCUGAUAAGGCUGAUGUUGAUUCUCCCGUCAAAACAUGUGCUGCCGAUGGUAUCAAGCUCGUCGAUGCCAAUGAACAGAGUGGAUGCAAUGGUGGCUCUGGUUACAUGUGCAAUGACAACCAACCUUGGGCUGUAAACGAUGAUUUAGCUUAUGGUUUUGCUGCUACUGCUCUUUCUGGCAAGGGUGAAUCUGAGACUUGCUGCAGCUGCUACGAGCUUACAUUCACGUCCGGUGAAGUCAAGGGCAAGCGUAUGGUCGUUCAGUCUACCAACACGGGUGGUGAUCUUUCUGGAAACCAAUUUGAUUUGCAAAUCCCUGGUGGUGGUGUUGGUAUCUUUAAUGGAUGCCAAUCUCAAUGGAACGCUCCUGCUAAUGGCUGGGGUGAACGUUAUGGUGGCAUCAGCUCGGCUUCUCAGUGCGACGACUUGCCCAAACAUCUCCAGGCUGGUUGUGAAUGGCGUUUCAACUGGUUCAAGAACGCUGAUAACCCAUCAGUCACCUUCAAAGAGGUCACUUGCCCUGCUGAGAUUGUCAAGAAAUCAGGUUGCUCGAGAAAUUAA
Messenger RNA from Lichtheimia ornata, 1236 nucleotides. RefSeq lists its product as uncharacterized. Gene Ontology annotation, cellular component: extracellular region. Lineage: Eukaryota; Fungi; Mucoromycota; Mucoromycetes; Mucorales; Lichtheimiaceae. The transcript has 6 exons. The record is from RefSeq and is a predicted model, not a curated record. Bases 1 to 1236 code for a protein of 411 amino acids. Gene Ontology annotation, biological process: carbohydrate metabolic process. Gene Ontology annotation, molecular function: cellulose binding; cellulase activity.